Stylophora pistillata is the source of this 2313-nucleotide messenger RNA. RefSeq names its product glutathione hydrolase 1 proenzyme. The record is from RefSeq and is a predicted model, not a curated record. NCBI's taxonomy places the organism in Eukaryota, Metazoa, Cnidaria, Anthozoa, Scleractinia, Pocilloporidae. Gene Ontology annotation, molecular function: glutathione gamma-glutamate hydrolase. Gene Ontology annotation, biological process: glutathione catabolic process. Gene Ontology annotation, cellular component: plasma membrane.
CCGAAUUGAAGGAUUCGAGUCUUCAGUUUUAUACUUUCUUUCGGAGGCCAAGACACAUUUUCGUCGCAAAAUGGCAGUUACGAUGAGUAGACAACGGAAGAUCGUAAUAUUUCUGAUUAUGGGGGCGAUUUCACUUUUGGGGACCGGUACUGGUGUUCUGACUUAUUUCUUAAUAAGAGAUUCCCCCUCUGAUGAAUCGUCUGAUGAUGAAUCAUCUGGCGUCUACGAUAAAUGGGCCGUUGCCACGGAUACACUAAAGUGCUCCGAAAUCGGAAACGAGACCCUCAAAGCUGACGGUUCCGCAGUGGAUGCUGCCAUCGCCGCCAUGUUCUGUUUGGGUGUGGUCAGCAUGCACUCAUCAGGGAUAGGAGGUGGGGGAGUGAUGUUGGUGUACAAUCAAACAUUAAAGAAAGCAACAGUCAUCGACUUCAGAGAAACUGCCCCAGCCACAGCCGACAAGAACAUGUUUAAGGGCAACGAAAGUAAAUCCAGGAAAGGUGGUCUGUCUAUUGCUGUUCCCGGUGAGGUGCGCGGUAUGUACGAGGCUUGGAAACAACAUGGUCGGUUACCGUGGAAACGCCUUGUUCAACCCGCCAUCGACUUGGCCAAAACUGGAUUUAAAGUCACUGAAGCUGUGGAUGAUGCACUGAAGACGACAAAAGGAAUUAAAAAAGAUAUUGAAAACGACCCAGGAUUGAGUGAGCUCUUCCUUACUGAUGACAAAACGCUGGUUGAAAAAGGAGCUAAAAUUAAGAACGUAAAGUAUGCAAAGACUCUGGAAAGAGUGCGUGACGAUCCUGACUCCUUCUACAAUGGAACGCUCGCUGGUGACAUUUUGCGUGACAUGAAGGAAGUCAAUGGGAGCGUGACUGAAGGAGAUUUAAGAAAUUAUUCGUCGAUUAUAAGAGAGCCAUACCAGAGUAAACUCUCGAACAUGAAAAUGUACCUGACCCCACCCCCGACAAGUGGCGCUGUACUAGCACUUAUCUUAAACAUUAUGAGAGGGUACAACAUGACAUCGUCAGCUCGUGAUGACGUGAACGCCACCGUGCUCAAGUAUCACCGAAUUAUUGAAUCCUUUAAGUUCAGCUAUGCAUGGCGCAGUCUGCUCGGAGAUCCCAAGCGUAACCCCGAGAUAGUAGAGAAUGCAAAAAAAAUGUUGGAUCCAAAAAGAGGGGAUGACCUACGUGACAGAAUACGCGAUAGCAAAACUUAUAAGAAUGUAUCGUAUUACGCGGAUUCCUUUUCGAAUGCUGAUUACGGUACGACACACGUGGCUGUACUGGCCCUAAAUGGAGACGCAGUUUCUGUGACAACAACUAUUAAUAUGAGAUUUGGCGCUAAAUAUCGAUCCACCAGAACAGGCAUUAUCUACAACAAUCAGAUGGCAGAUUUUGAUAUUCCUGGUCACGAAAUAGUGGAUGAUAUUUCUCCUUCACCAUUCAAUUUUCCUGAGCCUGGCAAGCGACCGUUCUCCUCCAUGUGUCCCACCAUUUUUACCGAUAACGACGGAAAAGUUCGGCUUGUUAUUGGUGCCUCUGGUGGGAAAAUGAUAACCACUGCUGUGUCACUGGUGUUAAUGAACAAACUCUGGUUUGGUUAUGACUUGUCUGAGGCGGUAAACAAACCACGACUGCACACACAACUGGUGCCUGAUCAGAGAGUCUUUUAUGAAAAUGAACACAAUGGGACCUAUCGCAUUCAAGAUGACGUAAUAGAAGGCUUAAGAGAACGAGGUCACAACAUCACAGGAAGCGAAUCGUUCGCUGUGGUGCAGGCGAUUUAUAACGAACCGGGUGUCAGAAUAUUCGCCAAGUCUGAUCCGAGAAAGCAUGGAGCGCCCGCGGGUGAAUAGAACUUUCGUUCAGAGACAACCGUCAGUUUUGUUGACUGACCUCAACUUGCUUUGAAACGCAACAUAGUUUGGUAAUUCCACAUUCUUAAACUGUUUUUAUAACACAGUCGUUCCUAUUGAAAAGAUGCAAUUCUCGAGAGAAAUGCAAGUGAUACAAUCCACUAGAAAACUGAACUAUUUGAUUAAUAUAGCUCAGUCAGUUUUGUCGACUAACCUUAACUUGCUUUUAAACGCAGCAUUGUUUGGCAACUCCAUAUUCUUAAACUGUUUUCAUAACACAGUCGCUCUUAUGGAAAAAAGGCAAUGCUCAAGAGAAAUGUAAAUGAUGUAAUCCAUUAGAUAACUAAACCAUUUGAUUAAUAUAAUUCACUAUGUUUGAAAAAGUCUAGAACUUAUUUCCAGUCAUUGCUAUUUUAAUGAUAUACAGUGAAUAAAGGCAAGUUGUAUAAAAAAUACGA